AUGUGGCGAAACGACCAGGGCGAGUGCGACCUGCCCGUGCCCGCUGCGGGCGUGGGCUACGCCGCCCACCUGCAGCCGACGCUGCUCCUGCAGGCGCUGCUCGAGGGCGACACGGUGCGGUUCCUCUCGCGGCGUGGACCGCUGUCGAGCCCAGGCGGGCCCCACGGCGCGCGCGGCAGAUAUCCUGCUGCGCUCCUCGUGGCCGACCACCGCGCGGGCCUGCUCGGCGACGGGGCUGCGCGCGUCGACGCCGUGCUGCCCGGCGGCCUGCUGCUGAGCCGCGCCGCCGCGGCCGGGCAGACGGUCACGGGCGCCUGCGCGCCCGGCCCGCCGAGCCGAGCUGAGCCGAGCUGA
This is a messenger RNA of Prorocentrum cordatum, 354 nucleotides long. NCBI's taxonomy places the organism in Eukaryota, Dinophyceae, Prorocentrales, Prorocentraceae. The record is from the annotation of a GenBank genome assembly.